AUGUUUGCAGGCUUCGCUCCCCCGCAACAGUCUCCCGAGGAGAUUCGGGCCAUGGAAGCUGAGGCGGCUUUCACCGUCCAGCAGGUGGCCGCGACCGCCUUCAUGCUAUAUCUAUGUAGGUCCUCGGUUGCGUCCUUCGUCUGCGACCCAUACUGA
Hirsutella rhossiliensis is the source of this 156-nucleotide messenger RNA. Its product is annotated as mitochondrial import receptor subunit or translocase. The record is from RefSeq and is a predicted model, not a curated record. The transcript has 2 exons. NCBI's taxonomy places the organism in Eukaryota, Fungi, Ascomycota, Sordariomycetes, Hypocreales, Ophiocordycipitaceae. The coding region runs from base 1 to 156 and encodes 51 amino acids.